CACGUGUUAUUAACGAUACUUCAAUUUGCUUCAGUUUCAGCAAUAGCACAGGUUUACAAUGAUGAAGGUAGUGAAGCAUACGACAAAAAAGACUACAGCAACGCCGUUUACUUUUACACUGAGGGGAUUAAAGUGAAUUGCAAGGACAAGGAUCUGAUGGCUGAACUGUACAGUAACAGAGCACAUGCACACCUUUGUCUGGGUGAGGCUGUUUGUAAUUUCCAGGGUUUAGUAGGUUGCGUACUUGUAGGACUUUCAAUUAAUUGAUAUCAGGUGAUUUGCUUAUUCAAAGCUUUCACUGUUGUUUUGAUACAAAAGGAACAUAACGUGUUGUUUGAUCGAUUGACUUGGCCUGCUGACAAGACAAGACAAUAUUUUAUUUGAAGUCUUAUACCAGCAUGGUUCAUCAACGUUUUCUAAAUAAUUCAAAAUUACAAAAUAUACUAGUUAUUCAUUACACUACGACACCCGGGGGUGGGAGGGGGGGGUGGGGAAGGGGGGCAUUCUCUAUACAUUGAAGCUCCGCCCGAAAGGGGUACCUUAGUAUACGAAAGAGAGGGGAAUUCACGAGUUAAUUAUAUGGAAGGGUAGAAAAAUCUAUCUUUUGAUUAUUUCGAACAGGCACACGAUAUUUUAGGUGUUAUUUUUCAAUAGAUGGUAUAUGACGGGGGAACCUUUUCUGUGAAAAAUGAUAUAUAAAAGCGUAAGGGGUUGGACCUCAGGGCAGAGUUUCCUCCCAUGGAACUGUGUUGAGGGCUUUCCCAGGAUGUUUUUUUUUUUUUCAUACUUGCGAAAGCUAUUUCGCAUUAACCGAUUGUAUUUGCUUUAAAUUAUGAUUGCCUUGCCGCACCUGUUGUGACUGUGUUUGGGUUUGUUUUUCCAAUAUUUUUUAAAGGAAAUUACAGUGACUCACUUAAAGAUGCAAAAGAUGCCACUGACAUACGGCCAUCGUCACUCAAAGCGAUAACAACAGGUGAUUUUUAUACCUACAAUAGUCUCUUACGUUUACCUUGAUAAUGUCAUUACGUUCAAAUAGGAGAGUUCGCAUUACCAGGACCUCUCGGAAGCACGACGCCCUUGUAUAUCGUAGUUUGACUAUGCAAAGCGUUUUGAGGCCGAAAUUUCAGGGUUCAGUAUUAGGGUCAACGUGGUAGUGGUUGUGUCCAUGUUUACGGUUGCCUGAAAAAGGGCAUAUGGCAAUAAGCGUAUAGUACAUUUAGUAAGAGUAUAGACUAUGGAUACGACGUGAUGAGCCGCAAAUUUAUUUUUGUCUGUCUCCCGCGCGUGAUUUUCCAAGAAAAUUUGCCGCUGGGAAGUGGAGGUAAUAACUGUCAAUGUUAUUGUAAAAAAAAAAAAAAAAAAAAGAAUAUUGUUGUCCGCGAGCGUUUGUUAGUUUCUUAUCAGAAACUGCCAGGGAUGGAUACACCUGAGAUGCCAGAUUUGAAGAAACUUUGCUGUAUGUUACAGUUUUACUGAAUUAUAUAUUUACAUAUUUCAGGAGCUAAUGCCUCUUUGAAGAUGAAUAUGUCUGAAAAGGUGAUCGCGUGGUGUGAAAGAGGAUUAGAAGUAUCCUUAUGUUCAUACUUUUUAACUCCAUUGUAAAAAGUUGUUUCAACGUGUUCAUUAUACGCAUCAUUCUACAUUCCCGGUUAAAAUUGUUGAAACGCUUGCGAAUUUCUUCUCCCCUCUCCCGUUUUAAGACGUUUUAUGUGCAAGCAAACCCGUGACACCAACAUUAGAGGAAGGAGAAGGAAGCAAUACGUAUAUUCGUGGGACGACUUAUUUUAUCUUGACUUUGCAUUCGGGAUCCUGAAUUUUCCGCAAAUGGACCGGCAACAUCCCCACCAAACCGGCCUAUGGUGUUUAUCAAGUGAGGAUAAAGGGGUCUCUCUGGUGUUUAUAUAUCUCAACUGGUGAGAUAAGCUAGGAUCUGCACGUCAAAGGUGGACUUUGUUGAUAGACUUCGCCCACUUUUUUCUACGUCUAAAUCAACAACCUUGACAAACAACCUUGCCCAGUUGUUCGAAUGCCGGUUAGCGCUAACCCGGGUUUCCUCUAUCGGAUAAUUUUCUCUAUUCUUUUUAGAGUAUCCAAUCACGAAAUUGUAGGCAAAGAGAAUUAAACUGAAUUUGAUUUUUAAGCUCUCAUAUUUGAGUUCAAAUUUAGCACUAACCCUGGGUUAUCUUAACCCAGCUUCGAACAACCCGGCCCAGCUUUUUAAAAAUCCACUCUACUUCUCAAAUCCUUGAAAAAAUUAUUCAAGCGCCAUGGAGUUAUCAUCGAUAUGUAUCAAACUACACUACAGGAGAUGAGACUGGCACUUUUAAAAUAUGCGCACACUCUCUUUUAUUAUUUAAUUGACGGGUGUGUUUAAAUCGUUAUUAAACGCAUUAAAGUUUUUUUGGGUUGUUUUCCUACUCAUAUACCUUGUCCGUGACUGUGCUCACAUUGUGGGGGGCUCCUCCUAAAAUGUUCUACAAUUGGUAUAGGAUUUGAUGGAGCGCAACCAAUUGUGAAAUUGCACACCGUUUUUAGGCAUCCUACAAGGACCCACAGGCUCCUGAUCCUACUGAAGAACAGUUACGACUUUUAGAUAUUUCGAGCAACAACAAUUUGCCGUCUGUCCUCUUUGAAAUGUAUUUUCCGGAAGUGUUUCAACAAAUUAUGGCCGGAUUGUAGCCUUACGAUCUAGGUUGCAAAAAGAACUGUGUUUUCUCGAAUUUUUGGUUCAUAUGUGGAACUGAAAGCAGCGAAAAAGAUAAAGGUCAAUUCUCUAGACAGAGAUGUGCAUGCUUGUUAUUGACUAACCUCUAAUUUGAGUAAAGAAAGCAUGGAGGAAGGCCAAGGUCAAGUCUAGUUUCAUUGUUAAAACCUUAAUAAUUUUUUAAGAUUGACAAGGAAAACAAAACCUUGCUGGAACUGAGGAAACAGGCGUUAACAUGGGCAGAAAAAGAAAACAAUCCUUUAGGGAAUACAGUCAUCGACCACAAGGUGACUUUCUUUAAAAAAAAACGUUUUUGUUUGAUUAUAUGCCUGAACGUUAUUCGUCUCGCUUACGUCACCGAAAUGCAUUGACCUAGAACAGACUAGGCAAAGAGAGCAACGAAGACAAUCGAUAUAUCAGUUGCUUUGGUAUUUAGGUGCCAAUGUAGCUUUGGGAAUCUAUUUCAAAAAUUCCCUUGAAACUAAGUGAUCACAAUUUGGGCCCAAAACCCUUUCAAAGUUUUAGCCCCUGACUUUAUGUUACUCCAUGCUACACCUGAAAAUUAAACUAUUUUGUCAGCAAUUUUAAGUUAAAAAAAAUUAAUAAUAAUAAUAAUAAAACAGUCGCAACUUGGGGCUUCAAGAAUUUUUAUGAAUUAACAGUUAGCUACAGCUUGCAUUAUUCUUUCUCACCAGCUUUUUCAUGUCACACACAUAUUCUCUAGAAUGAUCUCCAUACGUUUCCGUAAAGAAUUAGUUAUAAGAAUUUGAUAAAAGAUCUAAGCAUUUCCCCUCUGGUGAUUAUUCAAUUUAUCAAUUUUUAUAACCUGUUGUCUUGAUGAAGUAUUGAUAAUGUUGAGAGAAAAAAAUUUGCUUCCAUUGCAUAAUAGACAAUUUUUAAUACUGUCGCAGGAUGUUUUUAAAACGUUUUAUAGAAAUUAAUUAAGAUAUUAUUUAAAUUUUCUAGUCUUUCCAAAAAAGCAAAAGCAAACAAGGACUGGACAGCAGCGCUUUCAAAGAGGAUGGCAUGGACAGUUAUGACCUUGUAAUCAAAGAAUUGAAAAGAGGUGAUUUUAGAGCAGCCCGGGAUUAUUUUGCGUUAGAAUUCAAGCAGGCCAAAAAGAACAAAGAAAGAGAUAGGGAAUGCACAGCAUGUACGAACCUUGGCACUGCUUAUGUCUGUCUCGGAAAGUUCAAAAAAGUAAUCGAAUUCUUUCAGCGCGCUCUUGGUAUCGCAGAAGAAACUGGAAACAAAAAUUCAGAAGGAACAGCAUAUUUAAACCUUGGCAGUGCUUAUGGCAGUCUCGGGCAGUUCCGAAAAGCAAUCGAAUUCUUUGAGCGGGCUCUUGGUAUCGCAGAAGAGACUGGAAACAAAGAUUCAGAAGGAAAAGCAUAUUUAAACCUUGGCAAUGCUUAUCGCUCUCUCGGGCAGUUCCAAAAACCAAUCGAAUUCUUUGAGCGGGCUCUUGGUAUCUUUGAAGAGACUGGAAACAAAGAUGCAGAAGGAACAGCAUAUUUAAACCUUGGCAGUGCUUAUCACUUUCUCGGGCAGUUCCGAAAAGCAAUCGAAUUCCUUCAGCGGGCUCUUGGUAUCUUUGAAGAGACUGGAAGCAAAGAUUCAGAAGGAAAAGUAUAUUUAAACCUUGGCAAUGCUUAUCGCUCUCUCGGGCAGCCCCGAAAAGCAAUCGAAUUCCUUCAGCGGGCUCUUGGUAUCUUUGAAGAGACUGGAAACAAAGAUGCAGAAGGAACAGCAUAUUUAAACCUUGGC
This is a messenger RNA of Porites evermanni, 4471 nucleotides long. The record is from the annotation of a GenBank genome assembly. Lineage: Eukaryota; Metazoa; Cnidaria; Anthozoa; Scleractinia; Poritidae.